Molecule: messenger RNA, 1077 nt
Organism: Metarhizium album ARSEF 1941
Lineage: Eukaryota; Fungi; Ascomycota; Sordariomycetes; Hypocreales; Clavicipitaceae
Product: twinfilin-1
Exons: 2
Coding region: 1-1077 (358 amino acids)
Source: RefSeq, a predicted model, not a curated record
AUGCUGCUUCUUGCCCUGGGCGUGGCUGCCACGGUGCUGGCUCAGGCCGACCACGCCAUCGACUCCUUCGCAUAUCAGGGAUGCUCUUCUGUGGACAUGUCAUGCUUUACACCACCUGUUCUUUUGAAUGAUGAGCCUACCACUCCGGAAAUGUGUCAGCGGGCUUGUCAAGGCCAUCAAUUCGCUGCCCUGUUUCCAGCUGAUUGUCGCUGCGGGGAUGAUGCCAACGUGAUCAAGGCCCUUGACGAAAGAGCCUGCAAUAAUCCAUGCUUGGGAGAUCCAAAGCAUGGCAUGUGCGGGAGCAUUUGCCCAGCUGAAGGUCCCGGAAUUGCGAAUGUCUACACGAAGACGGCGGCAGCCAGUCAGCAACCUCAAGUCGUGACCAUACAUACCACUUCCACCCUCGCUCUUCCAAUCACUUCGGUCAGCUCUGAGGAUUGCACCACGUCUGACCAGGCUCCAGUGACUGAACAGCUCCCAGGAGGUCUCAUCACCCCUGUUGGAACAGCGCCUGGAAUACCUACGACGUUCACUUUCGUGUUAUCUACCAGUCCCGCAACCUCCAGCGGAAUACCUCCCAGCCCAACGGAGCUAACUACCUCAUGCUCCGAAGAACAAAGCUCAGCGGCUGAAGAACCAACUGUGGCACAACCAAGCACGACUUGCGAAGAAGAUCCUGCCAGUGUUACUGCAAGCUCUGCCGUGCCGGCACCAUAUGGAGCAAGCACUGCCUCGCCUCCAAUAUAUACGUCGGACGCCAGCACUCCUGAGGUCCCUACUUCGGCAGUCGGGCCGGUGACAUCGCCUGUUGCAUCUGCCCAGUCAUAUCCGGAUCCAUACACCUCGGGGAGUGAGCAGGAUCCUGCGGCCACAGCUAGCAGCAUCCCAGGCCAAAGCCAAGAUGAUCCAAACCAGCUUUCAACAAGCACUGUCUGGUCUCAUCCUUCAGAUGUUGCCGACCCAACCGGGCAACCACCAAUUCCAGCUCAAGUGCCAGGCUCAGAUUCUACCCACAGCAUGGUCCCGCCGCUGGCGACCAUUGGAGGCUUGGCUUUUAUUGCGGCAAUUAUCAUGUAA